Molecule: messenger RNA, 3930 nt
Organism: Drepanopeziza brunnea f. sp. 'multigermtubi' MB_m1
Lineage: Eukaryota; Fungi; Ascomycota; Leotiomycetes; Helotiales; Drepanopezizaceae
Source: RefSeq, a predicted model, not a curated record
AUGGGCCAACAGAAUGCAUAUUGCAUCCUGCACACACGGUGCUCCUUGCCAAUUUGGAGACAUGCAUCGGACGAUCAGCUGAUCCGACACCAACAGCCGGACGCUGUUCUGAGUUCUCAGCCUCAGCCUUAUUCUACACGAAAUCCGUUGUCGAUUAUCAUUGAGGUCUCCAAGGCAACCAUAGCUUUCCACUUCCAGAAACUCGAAAGUUACUACUUACUAGACAUGGAGUCUGCUCAGUCCCCUGUAUUGACCUCCGCAGAGAGAGCCUGCCAGGAACUCGAUCGACUAUGUCAGCAGCCUGCUGGCGUGGAUGCUAAUGGUUUGAAGAUGGUGAUCGAUGACAGGACUUUCCAGGACAUAGCGGACUGUCUUCGAGACAUUGAUCACAUUGGAGCUAGCGACCGACCACGUACAUAUGCCAUCCUGUCAAUGAUGAAACGGCGAGAUCUGAUGUAUGCAUUCAUCGCAUUCGGCCUUGGGGACAACUCUCUGCCCUACCUGGACCGUAGAGCGCUUCCUUCUGCCCUGAGGAAAGAUCCAGAUGCUUCCCGUCAAUUCCUGGAGUUGCAGCAGCACGUAAUCUCACCUGCAUGUCAGAUGGAAAGUAGCGAGGACAGUCGACACUGGAAUAUUCCCUCUGGCGAUUCGUAUUUCAGGUCAUUGGGAAGGCUUGGUAGAGGAGGUGAAGCUACUGUCGAUAAAGUACAAAGCUUGUCUUCCAAGCAAUAUUAUGCAAGGAGAAGAAUCCGGAGACGGCGAGACAUUGAUAAAGACAAUACGAUCCAACAAGAGUUUCAGAGAGAGCUCAAGAUACUCAAGAGAUUAGACCAUAUCCAUCUGGUCAAGAUAUUCGCAAGCUAUACCGAUCCCCGGUAUCUGGCUGUUCUCAUGAAGCCUGUGGCUUCCAUCAAUCUAAAGGAAUAUCUUCAAAACCAGGCAUCGGAUCUACAAAGUAACGCGUCCGAGCGUUCGAUUUUGAGAACAUAUUAUGGGUGUCUCACACAUGCUGUGGCUUACUUGCACGACUCGAAUAUUCGGCACAUGGAUAUCAAACCCAGCAAUAUUCUGAUCGAAAAAGGUGAAAUCUAUAUCGCAGACUUUGGAGCAGCUACCGAAUUUGAUGACGACGAGAGUAUGACGAAGGGGACUGUCAAUGCCCGGACUGCUCGGUAUCAGAGUCCGGAGGUCUUCCGCGGAGCCAACAGAGGGAGGUCAUCCGAUAUUUGGUCUCUGGGUGUCACGUUCCUGGAGAUGACUACAGUUCUUCAGGGCCACACUUUGGAGUCCAUGCACACAUUCUUCAAGACAAAUGGGACGAGAGAGGAUUACGCAUACGAAAACAUCGAGGGUGCCAUCCAAUGGACUGAGCACCUGACGAAAAAUGCGGCUUACUCGAAGGUCGAUAACGCCCCUAUGCAAUGGAUUAAAGACAUGCUGUCGGACAAGCCAGGUGACAGACCGGAAGCUAAUCAACUAUUUCAUGCUAUCAGUCUGUCUCAGGCUGGAACCUUCUGCGGCAAUUGCUGUAUAUUUGAUGAUUCGACUACAUCGGAUGCAUCCUCAAUCGGAAGCCUAGACGAGGACGCCACUAUGAAGGCAGAUAGCAUAGUUAAAGCACCGAGAGUCUACCACCCGCGUUCAGAUGAUAAAAUAUCCAAGAGACCUAAGUCAAAUGCACGAACGGUCAAAAAAGAUCGGACGAAAGCGUCGCAGUAUCCUCCGCAGUCCCCACUACAUCAGCGCGUAACAAACAUCGUCAUCUCAAAUCUUCCAACACUGUCAAGCUUCAAGAUACCGUGGUCAUACUCGACGUCGCACCCGCCUGAGCCUCCCCAAUAUGAACCUGAACCGCCGCUUUCAUCAGCACCUGAUGUGAAUUCUAUAUCUGAUACUCUCAUGCCUGUACCUGUUACCCAGGAAGCCUUCGAAAUUGAGCCUGAGCCACUCUUCGGAGAGAUGCCUGAUGACAAUGAUCAUUAUUACUACAGCAUGCCUGGAGCAUUCCCAGAAUACUCGGCUCAUGAAGUAUCCGAUGUAACACAUAAAGAUGCAAGCAUUCGCGGCGAUAUGACCUACGAUACACAGAAUCCUCUCGAAGCCGUACUCAGUCCCAGUCCCAGUCCCAUGUUCGCUAUAAGUGCGGUGUGUGAAAGCGAUCCUUUUGAACUAUUGACGACUAGCAUCGAGCAAUCCGUCGGAAGCUCUUCAAAUACGCCCGGUCGAUGCUCAGAUGAUACACGUUCAAAUACCAAAGUUGCUGACAUGGCUCUUUAUGAAGGCUGUGUCUUCAAUACCGGGCCUCAGGGGCUCUUGACUUUGAUCACGGAACCAUCCAGUCACCAUUCCAAUGCCCUUAGAGACCUCCUGUUCCGGCCAGUUCCAGAGCUUCAGCGGUGUACGAGCGACGAGAAUCUGGAUGAUAGCACUCUGGAUAUGAACCCUCGAGGAAUAUCGACAGAUGCUCCAAGCCGGGACCGAAAUGCCAGCACGGCCGAGCUAAUAAGCGUACAGCAGCAGUUCGAUGGGACCGUUGCUACUCUUGAUCUUCCGGGGGCACCACCUCCAGUUCCACAUACCCACGGAAGAGGAAUUCCCAAACCAACAAGACAUUCUAUUCCCGUGACUACCAAGGACGUUACUGCAAGUUUCGUCAAAAAUGUCAGAUCAUACAAGGAGGGAGAGAUGCUCGACCCGGAAACACCACCAGAGCCUCCCAAAACUUCAGUACCCUCCAAAGCCAGACCAGCCACCAAACCCAAUAGCCCUAAGGUAAACCCCUUACGCAAAUCCUUUGACUCCGGGCGAGGCCCUCCCCAAGCUCCGCCAGCUCCCACUUUGACCGGCCACAAUCUCAACUCGCACAACACGCAAGUUCCUCCAGUCCAGCGUCCUCGUGCCAAAGUAGAAAAAGCAAGCGUCUACAUGAAGAAAGUCUACGAAGAUACAGCGUCCAGUGUUUCCACUUCAGUCAUGUCAACAAGAACGCGGCAAUCCUUCGAGAUGCGUGGGCGUAUGCUGCCAAUGGUGGACCGCUCCUGCGAUCACCUCGGCGAGCAGACCAAGAAUGGAAAUGCCGAUGCGGUUCGCAUGCUUUUGCGCGCGGGCUGCAAUCCAGGGACAAAAAAAGACCCUCGAUUAGCCCCAAUUUUCAAUGUAGUGAGGGGAGCAAGCGCUAGACAUACGAAGUGCUUGAGGGCUUUGAUUGAACAUGGCGUCGACGUCAAUGUCAGGUCAAAGAAAACCUCGAAAACACCUCUACUGGAGGCUUUCGAACAAGAUUUUUGGAGCGGCUAUGUCACCGUCAUCUAUCUAUUACUUGGAGCAGGAGCGAAUCCCAACGCGAAAGAUCCCUCUGGAGACGCACCGCUUCUGAAGCUGCUGGGAGGUGGCACACAGCCACUUGAACACCAUCGCCGCGAAGCACUGGCUCUCCUUCUCUCCUCAAGCUACAAAACGGAUGUAGGCGUUACAUCUCUCGGAACACACAACAGACCACUGCACCUUGCUAUCCGGCGCAACGACCCAUGGGCUGUCGGUAUGCUCCUUGAUAAGCCCGACUCUCUGCGUACCAUCGAAGUCGAGAAUUCGGAGGGCCUCACUCCACUGCUCCUCGCAGCUACGUCUUGGAGCCCGUUGAUAACGCCUGGCCAGCUAGAGAUUCUAGACUACUUGCUGGAAAAGGGCGCCAACGCCAACGCCAAGAUGAUCAUGACGAGAAGGACGCCGUUGCAUAUUGCUGUGAGCCACGGUUUGGUCAAUGCGGUUGAUGUGUUGGUCGCGUAUGGCGCGAAUGUGAGUUCGAAGACAAGCGAAGGGAAGACGGCGUGGGAUGUGGCGAUAGAUAGGAGGAAGAGUCACGGAUGUAGGAAGAAGGAGUGUAGAGACUGUGAGCAGAUCAGGAGUUUCCUCGAUUCUUCUGCUCGGUAA